This is a messenger RNA of Anopheles coustani, 2679 nucleotides long. It is a transcript of the gene GlyRS, whose product is annotated as glycine--tRNA ligase. Gene Ontology annotation, molecular function: glycine-tRNA ligase activity; ATP binding. The transcript is spliced from 4 exons. Bases 129 to 2471 code for a protein of 780 amino acids. The record is from RefSeq and is a predicted model, not a curated record. NCBI's taxonomy places the organism in Eukaryota, Metazoa, Arthropoda, Insecta, Diptera, Culicidae. Gene Ontology annotation, biological process: mitochondrial glycyl-tRNA aminoacylation. Gene Ontology annotation, cellular component: cytoplasm; mitochondrion.
AACUGCGCCGGCGAGUUUCGUCUAUUUCGUUUUCGCAAAAAUCGGACAUAAUUCUACAAGCCGGUUUGAGUCCAAGCCGAAUUGUUGGUGACGGUAGUUCCAACAUACUGUGGCGGAUGUUUUCGUAAAUGUCCACACAGAUUUUUUACUCCCUCAGUAGACUAGUAUUCUCUAGACCCGCACCAGCACUCCUAACCCUCGGAUACACCGGAAAACCCGUUUUCAACGCUCGACUCGUUGGCAGUGUACGUGUGCAAGGUUUGUCCGCAUUUCAUCAUCCGAGUGGAAAAAAUCAGUUCGAGCAGAAACGACGAUACGGGACCAGCAACGCCGCGAGUCUAAGCGAACAACCGCGCAAACCGUUCAAUUGGGGAUCAAAUAAAAAGCACCGUGACGUGAAGUUACGCCUUCAAUUGCUAGAGAACAUGACCGAUCCAAAGAUUGAGGCGGAACUUGCCCCGCUGCGGGAAUCUGUUAAGGAACAGGGCGAUCUGGUGCGGAAGCUGAAAAGUGAGGGGGCACCGGAAAUUGAUGUGAAGAAAGCGGUCAAUGAACUGAAGGCACGUAAGAAGAUCCUGGAAGAUCGAGAGCUGAGUCUCGCACCGCAGGUUGCCAGCUUCGACCGGGCACGGAUGGAAGACCUUCUGAAGCGUCGUUUCUUCUACGAUCAAAGCUUUGCAAUCUACGGUGGCAUCACCGGCCAGUACGAUUUCGGGCCGAUGGGAUGCGCGCUCAAGUCGAACAUGAUCAACACCUGGCGGCAGUUUUUCGUGCUCGAGGAACAAAUGCUCGAGGUGGACUGCUCGAUCCUCACGCCCGAACCGGUUCUGAAGGCGUCCGGACACGUGGACCGCUUCGCCGAUCUCAUGACCAAGGACGUUAAGAAUGGCGAGUGCUUCCGGUUAGACCAUCUGAUCAAGAACCAUCUGGAGAAGCUGGCCGCGGCGAAGGACGCGACACCGGAGCUGAAGGACGAAUGUGCGGACAUCGUGAUCAAGCUAGACGGCAUGACAAAGGACGAGAUGGCCGCAAUCCUGCGCAAGUACGCCAUGAAGUCGCCAAUCACCGGAAACGAGCUGACGGAGCCGAUUGAGUUUAACCUGAUGUUUGGCACCCAAAUCGGACCGACCGGCUUGGUGAAAGGUUUCCUGCGCCCCGAAACGGCACAGGGAAUUUUCGUGAACUUCAAACGUCUUCUCGAAUUCAACCAGGGUCGACUGCCGUUUGCCGCCGCCCAGAUUGGCAACAGCUUCCGGAACGAAAUUUCCCCCCGUUCCGGGCUGAUUCGAGUGCGCGAGUUUACGAUGUGCGAAAUUGAGCACUUCUGUGACCCGCUUGCGAAGGAUCAUCCAAAGUUCGAGAACGUAGCGGACACAGUCAUGACUCUCUAUUCCGCCUGCAACCAGAUGGAUGGCAAGAGCGCCCAGCAGAUUCGCAUUGGCGAUGCCGUGGCCAGCGGACUGGUGGCGAACGAAACGCUCGGUUACUUUAUGGCUCGCAUCCAGAUGUUCCUGCAUCGCAUCGGCAUCCUGCCCGAGCGGCUACGUUUCCGUCAGCAUAUGGGCAACGAGAUGGCGCACUAUGCAUGUGACUGCUGGGACGCCGAAUGCCUCACCAGCUAUGGAUGGAUCGAAUGUGUUGGCUGUGCCGACCGUUCGGCGUACGAUCUGACGCAGCACACGAAGGCGACCGGUGUGCGACUGGUGGCGGAGAAGAAACUGCCUGCGCCGAAAACGAUUGAGGUGACGGAGGUUGUCCCGAACAAGGCCGCCAUCGGAAAGGCAUUUAAGAAGGAAGCGAAGGGUAUUUCGGAGGCGUUGGCGCGAUUGAGCCUGGAGGAGGUUUCCGACAUCGGGAAAAGUCUCGAAGCGAGCGGAGAGUACACGCUGACCGUGGGCGACGGUGGGCCCGAGGUUAAGCUUACGAAUGAUCUGAUCUCGGUGAAGACAACCUCGAAGACUGUGCACGUGGAGGAGAUAACACCGAGCGUGAUUGAGCCUUCAUUCGGCAUCGGUCGGAUCAUGUAUUCUCUGCUGGAGCACAGCUUCCGAAUGCGUGAAGGAGACGAGCAGCGUAGCUACUUCUCGUUGCCGCCGGUCGUAGCACCGCUCAAGUGUUCCGUGCUUCCGCUGAGCAACAAUGCCGAAUUUGCGCCGUUCGUGAAGAAAAUUUCAUCGGCCCUUACAUCGGUGGAUGUGUCACAUAAGGUGGACGACUCGAGUGGUUCCAUCGGACGGCGUUAUGCUCGCACGGAUGAGAUUGCAAUCCCAUAUGGCAUUACAAUCGAUUUCGAUACGCUCAAGGAACCCCACACGGUGACACUACGUGAGCGUGACACUAUGAAGCAAGUCCGAAUCGGGCUGGAUGAAGUCGCUAACACGAUCCGUGAUCUAGCUACUGGUCGCAGCAGUUGGGCGGAAGUGGAGCAAAAGUAUCCGAAGUUCGAGCAACAGGAAGCAUCUGCAAAGUAAACUCAUGCAGCGUACGAAUUGAUAAUGAAGUUUACGUAAAAGUGUACCGCUCCGGAUUUGUGCUUAACUUAAGAUUAUCCUGUUCAAUGCAUUUUCUUGUACUUGCUGCCUUUUCACUACGCAAAUGCACCGCUUGUGCAUGUGCUAAACUAUAGUUUUUAUGUUUUCAAGACAGUUACAAAAUAAAAUAACUUAUGUGAUGCUGCAA